GGCGACGAACAGGCGUCUGGAGUUUGGAGGGUUCAUUGUCGUCUUUCCGAGUCGGCGUGGAACAUGUCAUCGACGCAGCUCAGGCGUAGACUGGUAAGGCACAUUUGCUCAACACCAUGACGACAACUAUGCUCACCACCAUGACGACAACUAUGCUCAACACUAUGACGACAACUAUGCUCAACACUAUGACGACAACUAUGCUCAACACCAUGACAACUAUGCUCACCACCAUGACGACAACUGUGCUCAAUGCCAUGACGACAACAAGACACAAUUUGUCGUGUUCGUUUUUCAUUGUGCGCUAGCGCUGCGCUAGCGGGCGGCUGGGGCGCCAUUCCCUGCCAGAUCAUAUCGCCGGGUCCAACUGCAUGUAGGAGGGCUGACUCUCAUGUGUAGCAAUCUUCUCUGCAGUUUGGGCAGUGUGGAUACGACGUACGGCCGGAAUCGGGAGGCAGUAUAAGGGAAGGAGCCAUCCACAAUGUAUUGUUCGCAGCUUCGCACAAGCUCGCGUCGUGUUUCUGCAUUGUUACCCCGGAUUCACAGCCGAGAUGGCAUCGAAGGAUGUCGAUCCUUCCGCGCGGCUGAUCGCCCCGCAUGGACUGCCGCUUGCGAUCAUCGUCACCUCGUUGAUUUUCUCCGCUGCAUCAAUCACUGCUGUGUCGCUGAGAACCUCCACGUUCGACUGAAGAUGAAAUUCUCGGGUUG
Molecule: messenger RNA, 708 nt
Organism: Didymella exigua CBS 183.55
Lineage: Eukaryota; Fungi; Ascomycota; Dothideomycetes; Pleosporales; Didymellaceae
Exons: 1
Coding region: 117-308 (63 amino acids)
Source: RefSeq, a predicted model, not a curated record